ACGUCAUCGGCAGUCGACAUCGCGAGAGCAGAGAGAUGCGUUUUAUUCCUCUGAAUGUGGGAUAAAAACAAAUAACACACAACAGAUCCACAUUGUUUUUUAUGUUUCUGAUUCUUUCUUCACUAUAAUAGCUUUUUUCUUGGCGCAGUAAUGUUUGCGGCUCUGACGUGGACGCGCAGCAUCCUCUGCUUCUUCCACGAGUGAAAGUGGAGGGAGAGGGACAGGGAGGGGUCAUUUUAUUACAGGGCUGUCUCCUCCCGGAUGGAGCCCGGGUAUGUGCAGGCAGCGAUGGCCACGGGAGAAGCAUCGAGAAAAGUGUCUGCUCGGAACGUAGCGGUGGAGAGGAAGAACCUGAUCUCCGUCUGCAGGUUUUCAGUUAAAACCCUUUUGGAGAAAUACACAGCUGAGCCCAUUGAUGACACAGCUGAAGAGUUCAUCAACUUUGCAGCAAUCCUUGAACACAUCCUCAGUCACCGUUUUAAAGGGUCUGGUAGCUGGUUUGAUGGACAGAAGAGUUUUUGGGACUACAUCCGCCUGGCCUGUGCUAAAGUCCCUAACAACUGCAUCAGCAGCAUUGAGAGUAUGGAGAACAUCAGCACAUCACAGGCAAAGGGACGAGCCUGGAUGAGAGUAGCCCUGAUGGAGAAGAGGCUGUCUGAGUAUGUCGCCACUGCUCUGAGGGACAUCAGGACGACUAGGAGGUUCUUCGCAGAAGGAGCCAUCAUGUUAAGAGAAGAUGCCACAGUGUUAACGGGGAUGCUGAUUGGUCUGGGAGCCAUAGACUUCAGUUUCUGCCUGAAAGGGGAGGCUCUGGACGGGAAGUCUUCAGCAGUGAUCGACUACACUCCAUACCUGAAGUUUACUCAAAGCUAUGAUUACUUGAGCGAUGAUGAGGACGAUCGACGGAGCAUUGACAGCAGUACCAGCGACGACAGCAUCCCUGAACACCCUUACAUCCCCCUGGUCACUGACGAGGAGAGCUGGAACACAAAGUGUCGCAAGAUGGAGCAGAGGUUCAAGAUCGUCAAUGCUCAGAAGGGUUACCUGGAGGAGCUUGUGCGCCUGCGUGAGUCCCAGCUGAAGAAUAUGGAGAUGGAGAACAAAAAGCUGAAAGCCCAGCUGGAAGAGGCACAGAGUCAGAGCCAGCAGGAAAAGAAGGAUCUGGAGGCUGUUGUCCUGGAGCUUCAGGAGCAAAUGACAAGUUUGAUUCCAUGUGAUUCCAACCACCUGGCCAAGAACCUCUCCAUUCCCCUCAUCAAUCAGUGGCCGACGCUCGAGCCGUACAGCAGCCAAGACAACAUGAAGCUGCUCCGCAGGAGGAGUUUCCCGAGCACAGAGCUGCUGUCAGUGGAGGAUUCAGACUCCCAGAGGAUCAGGGGAAAACAGAACGGAGGAGCCUGGUGUACAGAAAAGGACUACACCCCCUCCUUGGUGGGACUGUGUGGGUCCUUGGUGUCUCUCCCAAGCUGCAAAUCUCUGGCUAGUCUCAAAUCCAGCGAGUGCCUGGUCCACAUCAGCACAGAGAACAGUCCUGCUCUCUCUCCCUGCUAGGGGGCGCCAAAGAAACACUGCCUACAGAGACAAUUGCAAAACAAAAUAACUCCUCUCUUCCCGAUUCCUUUGAGCCAGGCACCAACCUACACCUGUGUGAAAGAUCAUCCCUUCUGUCUUUUAGCCUGUCCAGCCUCGACACUGCUGCGCUGCCUCAUUCAUGACUUUCAAAGUCCUCCACAGAUGUCUUUAUGCCUCUUGUCCCUGUCCAGUGUCUCUGUCCUCUCAGCCUCAGUGUAUCUUAUGUUAUCUGUCGCCCCCUACUGGCAGGAUUAUUUAGCUAAAAUAAGGUUUUAGUGAACAGAAACAAAAAAAUUAAAAUAGUAGCGAAUUAUGUGAAACAAGGUUUGUUUAAAGUGAACAAAUGGGUCCAUAAAGAAAAGUAUUUGAAUAUUAACAAAAACAUUGUUAAAAUAUUAGAAUAAUUGCUAGUUAAACCCUUAUGCAGUCACUCGUUAGAAUAAAUGCAGAUUUUAGGAUGUGACUUCAAGGACUCUGCCAAGGUCUGCAGAGUCUCUGCAUCGUAUUCAUGCACACAGACAUAAUAUUUAUUCCAUUCAAAGGCAAAAGUGCAUUGUGACUAUGCAGGGUGAAUGUUUUCAUUCUUUUCUUCAAACCUCUCUUGGUAAAAUAGUUUGAUUAUAGAGAAGUUGUGACUUUAUGUGUGACUUUAUGUGCAUCUUCUUGUGUGUGUUCUCAUUUCAUUCCCUGUUGGUCUUUAUUUUUUGUCUAAACUAAUUCCGUGACAUACUUGCAACAACGUGUAAAUCUAAUGCACAGUUAUGCAGAGCUGGAGACCCUUGCAAUAAAACUGCAUUUUUUGAAACUUUG
Molecule: messenger RNA, 2382 nt
Organism: Nothobranchius furzeri (turquoise killifish)
Lineage: Eukaryota; Metazoa; Chordata; Actinopteri; Cyprinodontiformes; Nothobranchiidae
Gene: rundc3ab
Product: RUN domain containing 3Ab
Source: RefSeq, a predicted model, not a curated record